AUGGCACCGACAGGCAUAGUCACUGUGCGCGACUCUGGCCCUGCAUUCUCCAGAAACAGGGCUCGUAAAUUACAUCGAGCAAGCUCCAGGGGGGUUAAACGAUCAACAGAUGCACCAGACAAUACCCAGCGAAGCAAGAAGAGGCGCAAGUCUUCCGAUCCAACUGUUGGCGUUGCGACAGAAGAUGUAGAUGAACUGCCGUGGCACGAAGUAGACAGGCCAAAGGGAUCGGGGGAAUUUACCGAGGAGGGAGGGAUGCUUAUGCUAGAAGAGGUCGAUAAUGUUGAGGUCACCUAUGAGGAGCAGGCUGGGGGUCGAAAGGUCGCAAAAUUUCGAGUUAAGGGAAAACAACUCAACAAAAAAGGGGAAUCUGUUAUAAGCGGUAUUUCCCACAAAACAGCUCAACCUUCGAAACCGAGGAGUGUGCAGCCGGCGGCCCCGAUUUUGGGAGUUGAGCAGUCCUUCGAUGAAUAUCUUAUUCCCGAGUGGCAGUUGUUUCCUCUCAAAAAUCAAAUAAAACGCUCUCUUCAUGGCCUUGGCUUCACAAAACCGACUGAAAUUCAGAGUCGGUCCAUUCCCAUCGCAUUGCAAGGCCGUGACAUUAUUGGUGUAGCCGAAACGGGUUCUGGCAAGACCCUUGCUUAUGGCCUACCUAUCAUCAACCAGUUACUUGUCAAAUAUGCGGGGGUUAUCCCGCCGGAGCAGCGCACGUUGUCCGCGCUCAUUCUGGCUCCCACCCGAGAGUUAGCGUUGCAGGUUGGCGAGCACCUACGCGCGGUGGUGGAACAAGUAAAUCCUUCGAUAUCCAAGGAAGGGGUCAAGGAGGACAAGAAGGGGCCACGAGGACCGCCCCUUAUCAGUAUUGGCGGUAUCGUGGGAGGAAUGAGUAACCUCAAGCAGCGACGAAUUAUCGAGCGAGGUAUGGAUAUCAUGAUCGCUACUCCCGGUCGAUUGUGGGAUCUCCUAGGCGAGGACGAUAGUCUUGCCCAGCAAGUUCGUGCUAUCCGGUUCCUCGUCCUCGAUGAGGCUGACCGCAUGAUUGAAACUGGACAUUUUGAGGAGCUGCACAACAUUCUUCGGUUGACGAGGCGUGACUCGGAAGGUGACGCAAUCGACGAUGCCUCCAAUAUCGCUUUCCAAAGAGCCGGUAUUGAAGUCACAGCCGGAGGGGGAAGCACGAGUGAAAACAUGCAGACAUUUGUCUUCUCAGCCACGCUGUCAAGGGACCUCCAGAUGAACCUGAAGAAAAGGAAGCGAGGACCUCCAAGGAAGAAAGGAGAAAAUCCACCAUCGACCCUGGACGAAUUACUAGAACGCUUGGAUUUCCGGGAUGAACAGCCCGAAAUCAUCGAUCUCACCCCGGAGCAAGGCGUUUCGCACACGUUACAGGAAGCCAAGUUGGAAUGUGUCUCUGCGGAAAAGGAUUUAUAUCUAUACUAUUUCCUACUAAGAUAUCCAGGCCGGAGCCUCGUAUUUGUCAGUGCGAUCGACGGCAUUCGGCGGAUCGUCCCAAUGCUGGAACUCCUUGGGGUAAAUGUGUUCCCUUUGCAUUCCCAGUUGCAACAAAAGCAGCGGUUGAAAAACUUAGAAAGGUUUAAGGCCGCGCCUGACGCGGUCCUUGUGGCGACUGACGUAGCCGCGCGUGGCCUCGAUAUACCCGCAGUUGAGCAUGUUAUUCACUAUCAAAUACCUCGCACUGCCGAUACCUAUAUACAUCGAAGUGGACGGACUGCAAGGGCUGAGAAGCCAGGUUUCAGUCUACUUCUUUGUAGCCCCGACGAGAAAAGGGUGCAGCGGGCGCUUUUGCAAAAACUUGGAAGAGCCACUGAACCUCCUGAGUUACCAGUGGAGCAUGAGGUCCUGGACAAACUUAAGGAGCGCAUGGCAUUGGCCAAAAAAAUCGAUGACAUUCAGCAUAAAAUUAAGAAGGCAACUCAUGAGAAGAACUGGUUGCAGGAGACCGCUGAUGCUUUAGAAAUUGAGCUCGAUUCUGAGGACCAAGGACAGUCGUCGGCAAAGGUGGACGAGAAAACUGCGGCACAGAUUGGGUCGUACAAGGCACAACUGCGCGCACUUCUCUCCGAAAGGGUCGUAGCCAGAGGUAUCAUUGCAAAAUACAUCACUUCGGGGCCGCAGCCGGUGGCUGAUGAUCUUCUGGCAUCUUCAUAUAACGACAAGUUCGUUGGGGUAAACAAAACCACUGCCACUCACGAUGUUUCCAACCUAGCAACGGGAAAACCUCGCCCCAGCGGGAGAUAG
Molecule: messenger RNA, 2259 nt
Organism: Dacryopinax primogenitus
Lineage: Eukaryota; Fungi; Basidiomycota; Dacrymycetes; Dacrymycetales; Dacrymycetaceae
Product: P-loop containing nucleoside triphosphate hydrolase protein
Exons: 9
Coding region: 1-2259 (752 amino acids)
Cellular component (GO): nucleolus
Molecular function (GO): nucleic acid binding; RNA helicase activity; ATP binding
Source: RefSeq, a predicted model, not a curated record